UUUCAAAUUUUGCUUUCACUCCUCGAAAACCGCAACGCAUCCAAAACGGAGAGUUGAGAAAACUCAAACAAAAAGUGAAGUGACAUUAAAGUGUAUUUUUUAAAAAAAUUCAAAAGAUUUACAAAUUACUGCCACAAUAACUAGUGGAGAUUGGAUUAGAAAAUAAUAAAUAAAUUAAAAGACUUAAAACAAAAAUGAAACUCGUUCUAUCGACCUUGUUGUGCCUGAGCUUAAUGCUUAUAUCCUGCACAGCCAUACCUCAGCAUCGAAAUAUCAACAAUCAUCAACCACAUCCGAAUGCAAAUAAUAUUCCACUGGAUGAGAAGCCGGAUCCCCGACGUGAAACCUCCACCUGGAUUCCAAUCCUGAAAUACAACAAAGAACAAAGCGAAGAUGGCAGCUACAAGACCGAGUAUGAAACCGGCAAUAAUAUAAUACACGAAGAGACUGGAUUCCUAAAGGAUUUCUCGGAAAAUAAUCCCAAUGGCGUUUUGGUACAACACGGCCAGUAUUCCUACCAGUCACCCGAAGGUGAAACCAUCAAUGUCCAGUACACAGCCGAUGAACGUGGAUUCCGUGCCACCGGCGAUCAUAUACCCACACCUCCGGCCAUUCCCGAGGAGAUUCAAAAAGGCUUAGAUCAAAUCUAUGCCGGCAUUAAACAGCAACAAGAACGUUUGGAGCAGAGAGCCAAAAGUGAUCCCGAAUUUGCCAAGAAAUUAGAGAAUGUACGUUUGGCCAAUCAAAACGGCCAAUAUGUGGGUCCCUUGGAGAAUCCUUAAAGUGGGAGAUCACUACUACCUUAAUGUCAUGGCACAUAUAUUAACAUUAACCCCCCGCCCUAUUUAUAACCUCUAGACUACCACAAAUGAUAAUUUUAACUGAAACACAAACAUCAACAACACAAAUUUUGCAAACUAAUUAACCACCCCCCUUCCAUUCAAACGAAAAAUAAAAACUAAGACUGUGAUUUGUUUUAAGUUCGGUGUUGUAAGCAUGUGGCUCCAAUUAUCUUUGAUAUCCGUUUCUGUUUCAUUCCUCUUUUUUCUGCAUUCAAUUUGAAAUUGUCUUUUGUUCACCUUGGCAAUCGACGUUGCUUGCGAAUUGUGUGUGCGUGUGUGAAAAUAUUUAUUUUUCCAUUUCUCGAAAAUUUCCAUCCUAACAACUGACUAAUCAUCCAACAAACAUUUUUUUUAACAAUGAGACACUAUUUUAUUUUUAUUUCAACAAUAACAGCAACAACAACAGAAAUUAAUGUACAAAUAAUUUGAAAUAAUUAAAAAAGAAAAUACUCA
This is a messenger RNA of Musca domestica (house fly), 1295 nucleotides long. RefSeq names its product endocuticle structural glycoprotein SgAbd-2. Gene Ontology annotation, cellular component: chitin-based extracellular matrix. The transcript has 2 exons. Bases 195 to 782 code for a protein of 195 amino acids. Gene Ontology annotation, molecular function: structural constituent of chitin-based larval cuticle. The record is from RefSeq and is a predicted model, not a curated record. Lineage: Eukaryota; Metazoa; Arthropoda; Insecta; Diptera; Muscidae.